Dermatophagoides pteronyssinus (European house dust mite) is the source of this 1852-nucleotide messenger RNA. Its product is annotated as RNA-binding protein 28-like. Gene Ontology annotation, cellular component: nucleolus. Gene Ontology annotation, molecular function: mRNA binding. Lineage: Eukaryota; Metazoa; Arthropoda; Arachnida; Sarcoptiformes; Pyroglyphidae. The record is from RefSeq and is a predicted model, not a curated record.
GUGUCAUUAUUACCUGUCAUCUGUGGAUAGAUCAGUCUGUUUGAUAGAAAACACGCGGAUAAUUUUAUUUAAUCAUUUAACAAGCAUGGAUGGUGGGAAAAAGAAACCAGAUAAAUUGUCACGAAAUAUUAAACGAUCACGUUUAAUCAUUCGUAAUUUAUCAUUCAAAGCGACUGAAGAAGAUUUACGUAAAUUAUUCUCGUCAUACGGUGAAAUUGUUGAUAUAAAUUUGCCGAAAAAUUCAAAUGGAAAAAUCAAAGGAUUUGCUUUUCUUGCUUUCGAUAAUGUACGAUCAUCGUUGAAAGCGAUCAAAUUUUUAAAUGGUAAAAAACAUUUCAAUCGUACGAUAGCUGUUGAUUUUGCCGUUUCAAAGGAUUUAUACGUCAAACACCAGGAGAAAGAAAAUCAAGAACAAACGAAUGAUAGCCAGCCAACGGAUGAUGAUAAAAAUGAUGACACUGUUGAUGACAACAUCGAUGAUGUCGAUAAAGACGAAGACAAUGACGAUAACGACGAUGAAGAUGACGAUAAUGAGGAUGAGGAUGAUGAACGACCGAAGAAACGUCGAGUACGAAGUGAUGUAAAUGAAGGAAAAACUAUUUUCAUUCGUAAUAUCGAUCUCGAAACGAACGAAGAAUCUCUGGAGAAUGUGUUCAAAUCGUUUGGUCCUGUGGACUAUUGCCGCAUUUGUUAUGAUGAUUACAGUGGUAAAUCUAAAGGAUCCGCAUUUAUUAAAUUCAAAAAUCUUGAUGAUGCUCAACAAUGUCUGAAUGAAUCAAACAUUCCAGAAAAUAGUCGAUUUUAUUUAGAUGGAAAGCAAUUGAUUGUCACAAAAGCUGUUAAUCGUAAUCAAUUAGAAGAGAUAAGAGAUGCAAAUCAUCAUAAACAUAAAGAUAAACGAAAUCUUUAUCUAGCAAAAGAAGGUCUAAUCUAUCCUGAUUCACCUGCAGCCGUUGGAGUUUCGGCUACUGAUCUAAAAAAACGACUAUCUUUAGAGGAAAAGAAGCGAAAAUUAUUACAGAAUCUUCAUUAUUUUAUUUCGGAUCGAAGACUUUGCAUACAUAAUCUACCCGGCAAUUAUGAUGACAUGAAAUUACGAAAAUUAUUCACCACAGCUGCCAAAGAUAAAAAUGCCCGCAUUCUAUGGGCUAAAGUAAUGCGUAAUCGUAGCCGAAUGGAUCAACAAAAAUUUGGUUCAUCUAAAGGUUUUGGUUUUGUUGAAUUUGAACAACAUAAACAUGCAUUGAAUGCAUUAAGAUAUUUGAAUAAUAAUCCGGAAAUAUUUACAGCCGAUAAAAGGCCUAUCGUUGAAUUUUCUAUUGAGAAUAAAGUAGCUUUGAAUAGGAAAAAAUAUCGUCAAAUCAAACAGGAAAAAAUGAAAAAUGGUCAAUCGAAUAGUUCAGCGAAGGAAACUAACAAAUCUUCAUCAUCGUCAUUGCCGUCCGAACAACAACUUUCAUCAAAUUCGUACGGUGGUGUUGAAGCCAAACCAUUCGAAAAGAAUGAAAAAGUUCCGAAAUUGAGAAUGAAUAGAAGAAAAAUUUUGGAACAAAAGAAAAAAUUGAAAUCAAUGAAAACGAAAACAACAUUGACGAAAAAGAAUGAAAUUAUCAAAACGAAUAGUGAAAAAGCGAAAAAACAAAAAUCUAAACGGCCAAUCGAAGCGGAUGAAUUCGAAACAAAACAUUUGUUAAAACGGCAAAAAAAUCGCAAUAAUUUCAUUAUGACAACCAACGAUUCUGAUAUGGCAGUAAUCAAUCAAAAACGAAAAUGGUUUAUUCAAUAAUGUAUUAAGAUUUUUGUUUGUUUUUUUUUCAUUGAAUAAUAUUAAAAGAUAUUUAAAGAAAAAAGA